Molecule: messenger RNA, 305 nt
Organism: Racocetra fulgida
Lineage: Eukaryota; Fungi; Glomeromycota; Glomeromycetes; Diversisporales; Gigasporaceae
Source: the annotation of a GenBank genome assembly
CUUUUAACUUGGAUUUUUAUACUGAAGUACAAGACUUAUCAUAUUUAUUAGAGCAUUUAGAUUCUGAUCCAUUCGCAAAUAAAUUUAAAGAAUUAAAUAAAGCAUUAUGUGGAUUAGUGGAAGACUUUAGUUUAGUUGGAUUUUAUACACUUUGUAUAGAGGGUAAUGAAAGUAUUAUGUUGACUGCAAUGAGUGAUAUAAAUAGUUUUCACGAUGUCAUGGAUGUGCAAGAAAGAUGGUUAGAUCAUAGAGAAACAUGGGAUGAAUGGGAAACUAAGCAAAAGCAACAACAGACGGGUCAAUAG